Molecule: messenger RNA, 2611 nt
Organism: Oreochromis niloticus (Nile tilapia)
Lineage: Eukaryota; Metazoa; Chordata; Actinopteri; Cichliformes; Cichlidae
Product: protein Dok-7
Exons: 13
Coding region: 279-2564 (761 amino acids)
Biological process (GO): positive regulation of protein tyrosine kinase activity; neuromuscular junction development
Molecular function (GO): protein kinase binding
Source: RefSeq, a predicted model, not a curated record
UGAGGGAGAGUUAAGUGAAAGGUGCGCAGACUAUGUGCUUUUAAUCGAAUGAACUCCACUGUAAACAAUACGUGAUGCAGAGGAACAACUGGACUAACUUGGCAGAGGGCGACGACGGAGGAGGCCGUGUCUCUCACCGCCUCGGUGGUCUGAUGGCGCAGGAGGCAGGGUGCAGCCUGCCGGCGGGGGCCCGGACUCCAAAGGCUAUUUUGAAAAGUGAGCCCCUGUACGCACGCACACACACACGCACACGCAGCUGCUCGAAACCAUGACAGAAGAUGACGGACACAGUUGUCGCGGAGGGACAAGUCAAGUUUAGAGAUGGAAAAAAGUGGAAGACUCGGUGGGUCGUUCUUCGGAAGCCCUCUCCGGUCGCAGACUGCCUGUCCUUGCUGGUGUAUAAGGAGAAGAAGAAAGGGAAGGAGAAGGGCAGCGGCCACAAGGAGAGGCUGAAUGUAACACUGGAGGGGAUCUGUGGCGUGGAGCCGGGGCUCGGAUAUGAUGGCGUGUCCUACACCCUCUCCAUCCUUUGCUUGGCACACAUGCUGGUCCUUGGGUUCAACAACCGGGACACCCUGCUGGCCUGGGAUGCCCGCAUCCGCUACAGCUUGGGAGAAGUCCACAGGUUUAACGUCAACGUUGAACCAGGUACCAAACUGGAAAGCGGUCCUGCAUCACUCCACCUGUGCAACAACUUGCUGGUCCUCACCAGGGGCCUCCCUCCCGCCGUCGUUGGCCACUGGAAGUUGUCAGCGUUACGUCGCUACGGUGCUGUGCCAAAUGGCUUCGUGUUCGAGGGAGGGACUCGGUGUGGAUACUGGGCUGGUGUUUUCUUCUUGUCCUGUUCCGAAGGAGAGCAGAUCAGUUUCCUAUUCGACUGCAUCGUCAGGGGCAUCAACCCCAGCAGGGCACCACAUGGCCUGCAGCCUGACCUGCCAGCAGAUCCCAGUGCCGAUCCAGCUUCAGCAGAGGAACGAAUCAACCUCGAGGCAUCAGUGCUGGAGAAAAGACUGAGCAUGCUGUCUCAGUGCAGCUUAGCAAGCAGCACAGCCUCCUCUUACAGCUGCAGUACAUCUGUCGCUGGAGACGACCACAGCAGUAUUUCCAGCUCUUCCUCCAGUCAAUCAGAUGCGAGCUAUGGAAGCAGACUUCCAGUGUGGGCGGAGCCAUUAGGCAGACUGCACCUCUCCAGUGAGACAGCUUCAAGCUCUUCCACGCUGAAAGCACUGACCAGUUCAGAUGACCGGCUUUAUUCUGCUGUUUUGGGAGGCUCCAGGAGCCAUCCCUCCUCCACCCACAUCCAUCCUCGCGGUCUCCAUGACAGCGGGCGGCAGAGUUCAUUAGACAGUGGGAUUGGGAUAGCGACAGGCAGCCACUCUUCUUACUCAGGGAGCUAUUCCUCAUGUACGGGGAGUCUGGACAUGGCCAGUGGGGGAGUAGGGGAGGAAUUUGGCUCUGUGGCCAGCCUUCCUCCUGCUCCUUCUUUUCCUUCUUCACCUCCUUCUGCACCACCCCCAACUCCUCCUUCUUCUCCUUUUCAACCCAUGCUUAUCCCAGAGGGCAACACCGCCUCCUGUUCCUGCUCCUGCUCCUCCAGAUCUGCAUCUCGUACAUCUCGAAGGCAUAGUGAAGAAUACCAGAUUCCCAGUCUGCUUAGACUGUGGUAUGAUACCCCCAGGAGUCUACUCCGAGCUCAACCUCAAAAGAAGCCAUCGUCCUACGGAGCCCAGUCUGAGCUCAGCAAAGACAAUAAGAGCAGUGGAGAUGGAGGUGAUGGUCAGGGACAAGGAGGAGUGAUGGCUCAGCGUCAGGCCAUGAUGCAGCGCUCACACUCCUGGGGUAGCGAGAGGGCGCCCUCUGAGGACAGUGAGGGGAGAUCCACACCCAGACCCUUGUUGGUCCCUGGAGGCUUGUUUAAUGCAGAAAAGCAGUGCAGUCAUGGUUUGGACAACUACAUUACACAAGAGCAGUGGCGGUCAGUGAGGAACACAAGCUACACGCAGACUGACAGCUCUCCACUGAUGCACCUGACACCUUCUGCAGAUUCACAAGACUCUCCUCUCUGUAUCAGGGAGGAACGUCAUGACAGCAGUGACAUCAGUUCUAAGCUUGCUAGUCUGAAGAAACUGUUGCCAUCUCUGCUCUUGCAUGCCCCUCCACCUCCUCCUGUCACACCGAGCAUGCACAGACCAACAUCAGCUUCUGGCAUGUUCAGGUUUUCCCACGAGGCUCCUCCCCCUGCAUCCCUGGACUGCGGGCCUUGUAGUAACAGCAGUGCUAAUUAUGUCAACAUCCCCGUUAGCCCUCUGCUGUAUAAAACUAGAGAGCUACUCUACACAGAGCUGGAGCUGCAGAAACCCAGCUCGGCUCCGGCCUCCAGUCCGCGCAGUGCUGAGAGAGGUAACACAGUGCAGCUCUGCAGACUCAAAGAGGGCUCCAUCAGGUACGCCCACCUGGACAUCACUGCCAUGGAAACAGCUCAGAGAGUGGGGGCGGAGCAUGUUCAGGCCAGGGAGGACAGACUGACUCAGCUGGAGAGCAGGCGGCAAGGGCCACCAAACUGACUCUGGAACGCCCAACUGAAUGACACUUCAGAAUAGUUUUGACUGCA